GACCUUUCGAAAGUUUAUGGUAAAACUUACUUUCUGACACAGAUAUCACUUUCUCAAUCAAAGAAGCAUUUGAUCUACAGUAAUCGGCAUCGUCAUUCCUCUCGAGGCAUCAGUCAACCACCAUCGCUACCUGGAAUGAUUCGAUCCCCUGCGAUGAUUGACACGAUCUCACAGUGCUAUAAAAACACGCCAGCAUGUCUAUGCCGACUCCUACCUCCUCCUCAGACCCCGAAUCUCUCGUCACUGUGCAAUGAUGCCGCCCCCAACUCUCAGAGACAUUGCAGUGCGGCCUUCAAACGCCGCCUACGUUAUCGAAGCUCUGCUCGAAGUCUUUCUUUGGGGGAUAUAUCUCCUAUUGGCUGGCCUGACAGUUUACCUCACUGUGACUCGACGAAGGCAGAACGGUGUCACCGGGAAUGUCAAGACGAGGCUCCUGCACGGCACACUCGCGCUGCAGUUUCUCUUGGUGGCUUUGCAUUGUAUUGGAACUGUAUACGGGAGCAUAUAUGCUUUCGGGAAUCUGGGCAUGGAUGCUGCGGCUGCAUUUUUCCUCUUCCGAGAGAGACAUUCUGGGGUCGAGCAGGCAACCAGAAUUGCUGGUAUCCUGGCGAUUCCCGUGACAGAUUUGCUCGUGAUUCACAGAGCCUAUGUCAUCUAUCAUCAGGACAUCAAGAUCAUACUUCCCUCCUUGAUUCUUCUUCUCUGUGAACUGGUUGCUUCCACAGGAACAAUAUACCGAUCUCUCGGGAUCCAUGGGACUUACGGGAAAUCAAGUUUUAAUCUAUCCAAUCCCUGGGUCAGUACCGCACUGACUGCGUCCAUUUUAAUCAGUAGCUACAGCACUGUGACAAUAUGGUGGAAGAUCUGGCGAACGAACAAGGCUGUCAAACAGUUCUCUGCUAAAAUUUCCGCGAGAAUGAAGCUUACGUCUAUACUUGCCAUAAUCGUCGAAAGCGCCGCCAUCCAAACCGUCGGGGCAAUAGUCCUUCUAGUGACGUUCGAGAAUGAGUUGAUCGGACAGGUCAUUUUCGUCGGAAUAGGCCCUGUCAUUUUGGGGAUUUCCACGGUUCUCAUCCAUGUGCGUAUCGGGCUUGGGUUGGCUGUGCACGAACCAGAGCCGCACUCGAAGGUCUCUUCGAACGUCAUCCAAUUGGGCCCGAUGAGGGCGGAGCUCGGCGAAAACGUGGUUGCUCUAUGUCCGUCUGGAACGGACGUAGUGAGAGCGGAGAAGUGAAGGGAUCGUAUUUUGUGCAUGUACAUAUAUAGCUCCGGAGAGUCGCGGCAGCUGAAGUUGACCUCAGUGCGAACCUAGGUCAGUCGGUGUAAUUGUGUAAUUGGCUGGUCUCGAUUCAGUGUCAGUGAGGUUUGCCAUGAGCCUCUGUUGAAUUGGCGCGAAUGUGACUGAUUUCCGCUGUGUUGUAGUUGCUCGGCCUCGGGCUGGUUUUCAAGGGCUCACCCUUUCAGAAUCGUAGGCCUGAGCCCGAGCCUGAGCCCGAUGACAGGGCCUAGACUGCUCGAACAAAUCUGAUGGCGCUCAGAGCGCAUCAGAGCGCCAUCAGAUUUGUUCAAAAAAGUUUAGACCCUUCGCUUACUGGACUUGGAUCACUGAGACGUGCCAAAAU
Mycena citricolor is the source of this 1622-nucleotide messenger RNA. The record is from the annotation of a GenBank genome assembly. NCBI's taxonomy places the organism in Eukaryota, Fungi, Basidiomycota, Agaricomycetes, Agaricales, Mycenaceae.